Molecule: messenger RNA, 2595 nt
Organism: Onthophagus taurus
Lineage: Eukaryota; Metazoa; Arthropoda; Insecta; Coleoptera; Scarabaeidae
Source: RefSeq, a predicted model, not a curated record
UUCUAGCAAAGAUAUCUUCAUUUGAAUAGGUUCCUCCAACAAUUUUCGGCACCCUUUCCUUUUCUGUUGGAACCUGUGUUUUCCAUGAUAAAUAAAAAUCAAGAGACGAAGUACUAGCUGGUUUAAUGAUAAAUUUAUCUACAUACAUAAUUGUCAUAUAAAAGAAAUAUUUAAUUUGAAUUCUACGAAUCCAAACUUUGGUAAAAAACAAUCGUUGAUGAAAGAUAAUAAUGGCUUGUCCACUCAGUGUCACUCAUAGACAUGAAACUGUAACACAUACCUAUAAAUAGCAACGAUAUAUAUGAUGAGUAUGAAAGUGUUUUACUAUGUAUUCAAAAUAAUUUUCAAUAAAUAAGCAAUUUUAUAGCUGUGUAGUUUAUUUAUUUCACUUUCUACUUCUAUUUUUGAGUACUGAGUACCACACCACCUGAUAUUUUAUUGCUACUUCGCGCCUAUUUCGUCCACGCGUUGUGAUAGGAUUAAUAGAAUCCUCGUUGUUCCUCCAUACUAAUUAAAGAAUUGAAUUAAAAUUUUAAUCUCCUUUAUUUCUGUUUCUAUUGAAACCAUAAUAACUUUUAAGAUCUUCUAUAAAUUUUCGAUUUAUUUUGAAUACAAAAAUAAAAAUUCCUUGUAAUAUAAAGGUUCCAAUGAGUUCCAAUAUUUCCAGCCUCCCCAAAUUUCUUUAAUUCAUUUCCUGGACUGGCAGGUACAGCCCCAGGUCCCGGAUACCCACGGUUGGUGGAUUCUCCUCAUAGCGGGACCGGUUCACCCCAUGGAACACCUCAACCGUCACCACCACCUUUGGCUAUCAAUAAUUGUUCACCAAUUUCGCAUGGUGUUAUUGAAAAACCAAUCGGAACGGUUUCCGUCGCAUAUCAAGAAAAUGUGGGUGGAACGACGUAUUUUUAUCCAACGGCAGCUGAUACUUCACAUACGUCGAACGAUUCAACGAUGAGUUCGAUUACAAAUACAAGUGUUGGAUCUGCGUACCAAGUUUACCCGGGAACGCCGAGUCACAUUAGCUCGAUAAAAACGAGGGGAACGAACAGUUCGUUUUUUAUAUCGGAUGAUGCUCGAUUAGAAAUACUGAGUCGAAAUGCUUUGACGUUAGCUCAAAGUGAUCCAGAACAAUAUCCAGAUCUCCCACAAGAAGUUGAUAAUUAUCACGAUUUAUGUCCUCUUGAGCCGAUUCCAAAUAAUACACUACAAAAGGCUCACCUCGGAUAUCAAGCGUCGAUGUACAAGGCUACCAACGUAAAAACAGGUCUUAGAUAUUGCUUAAGAAGGAUUCAUGGUUUUCGUUUGCAAAAUACGAAAUGUAUGACGUAUGUUGACCAAUGGAAAAAACUCGUGCAUUCCAAUAUUGUUCAAUUGAAAGAAGUUUUUACUACUAAAGUGUUUAAUGAUAACUCUCUUGUUUUUGUUUACGAUUAUCACCCGGGUUCGGAGACUCUUCUAAGCAAACACUUUACCCCGGACCAGUUAAAUGGGUACACAGAUCCUUUUGCCAAUGAUCCAUCACCGAGACCAUACAGUCAACAAAAAAACAAUAUCUUAAGACACCAGCAAAGCAACAGACUUCCAGAAUCGCUUAUAUGGAAUUAUAUUAUUCAGCUAACUUCCGCGCUAAGGAUUAUUCAUUCUGCUGGUUUGGCAUGUCGGAGUUUAGAUCCAACAAAAAUCAUCAUAACAUCCGGUAACCGGCUCAGAUUAAGCUGUUUGGGCGUGAUGGACGUAAUCAUGAGCGAUACAAGUUCGACGGGAAACGCCAGCGCUUUAAUUCAACAUUAUCAACAAGACGAUUUGUCGGCUUUGGGGAAACUGGUUUUGGCGCUAGCUUGUAAAUCGACGAUGGCCGUUCAAAGGGACAACAUCACCACGGCUUUAGAACUUGUCACUCGCACAUAUACAGCUGAUUUACGCAAUCUCAUCAUGUAUUUACUAACGAUGGCUGCAAGGAGAAGCGUCACGGAUUUAAUGCCUAUGAUUGGUGCUCGUUUUUACACGCAAUUAGAUAAUAUUCAGUCUCGUACGGACGUUUUGGAAAAUGAAGUGUCGAAGGAGAUGGAAAAUGGACGUUUAUUCAGGUUAUUGGUGAAGUUAGGGACGAUUAAUGAACGUCCGGAGUUAAAUUUGGAUGGAACAUGGAGUGAAACUGGGGAUAGAUAUAUGUUGAAGCUCUUCCGUGAUUAUGUUUUCCAUCAGGUUACUGAAGAAGGUCGACCUUGGCUAGAUAUGGCUCAUGUUGUGCAGUGUUUAAAUAAAUUAGACACUGGUGCUCCAGAAAAGGUUUGUUUGAUGUCGAGAGAUGAACAAAGUAUAUUGGUUGUGAGUUACGCCGAAUUGAAACAUUGCCUCUUGCAAUCUUUUGAUGAGAUCCUCAAUGUCUCAGUUUCGACGUCGGAAAAUAACGUCUCGUAGAAAAUCAGAAAGCCGUCAUCUUCUCGUCGAUGAGUAAUUAAAAAAGGCAGCAGCAGGAAAAUGGUAAAGUUAGAGAAAAAUAAUUAUUAAAAAAGAAUUUUUUGGGUGGGUGAAAAAUGAUUGGGUUUAGGCAGUAAACGUAAAUAAUGUAAUUUCGCCAAAUCUAAGUACAAA